Messenger RNA from Nipponia nippon (crested ibis), 1920 nucleotides. Lineage: Eukaryota; Metazoa; Chordata; Aves; Pelecaniformes; Threskiornithidae. The record is from RefSeq and is a predicted model, not a curated record.
AUGGAGAGCAGCGACCGGGACAUGUACCGCCAGUUUCAAGACUGGUGUCUCAGGACUUACGGGGACUCAGGAAAAACCAAGACGGUGACCCGUAAAAAAUACGACCGGAUCGUCCAGCUCCUGAACGGCUCCGAGUCGAGCUCCACGGAUAAUGCCAAAUUCAAAUUCUGGGUCAAAUCUAAAGGCUUCCAGCUCGGCAACUCGGACGAGGUCAGUGGUGGUGCUGGAGGAGGGAAGCAAGUGCUGUACGUGCCAGUCAAAACCACGGAUGGAGUAGGUGUAGAUGAGAAGCUGUCUUUACGGCGGGUAGCCGUGGUAGAAGAUUUCUUUGACAUUAUCUAUUCCAUGCAUGUUGAAACUGGGCCUAAUGGAGAACAAAUCAGAAAACAUGCUGGACAAAAGAGAACGUAUAAAGCAAUUUCAGAGACCUAUGCCUUCCUACCGAGAGAAGCGGUGACACGAUUUCUAAUGAGCUGCUCAGAGUGCCAGAAAAGAAUGCAUUUAAACCCAGAUGGAGCAGAUCAUAAAGAUAAUGGAAAACCUCCAACUUUGGUGACCAGUAUGAUUGAUUACAACAUGCCAAUUACUAUGGCUUAUAUGAAACACAUGAAGCUGCAGCUACUAAAUUCACAGCAAGAUGAGGAUGAAAGCUCUAUAGAAAGUGAUGAGUUUGAUAUGAGUGACUCGACUAGGAUGUCAGCUGUGAACUCUGACCUCAGCUCAAAUCUGGAAGAGAGAAUGCAAAGUCCUCAGAACCUCCAGGGCCAGCAGGAUGAUGAUUCAGCCGCAGAGAGUUUUAAUGGCAAUGAGACCGUGGGACACAGUUCCAAUGCUUCAGGGGGAACACACUGCAGGGAGAUGGCAGAAACCAACAGUAAUGGCAAAACAAAUCUGGAGCAGGAUGAGCAGCCUCUGAACCUGAGUGACAGUCCCCUCUCUGCUCAGCUGACUUCAGAAUACAGACUAGAUGAUCACAGCAGUAAUGGAAAGAACAAAUACAAGACUCUCCUAAUUUCUGAUCUCAAGAUGGAACGGGAGGCAAGAGAAAAUGGAAGCAAGUCCCCUGCACAUAGCUAUUCAAGCUAUGACUCUGGCAAGAAUGAGAGUGUAGGCAGAGGUGCUGAAGAUCUGUCUCUGAAUCGAGGAGAUGAGGAUGAGGAUGACCAUGAUGAGCAGGAAGAUCCUGAGAAGGUUAAUGAAUCAGAUGGGGUAGAAGCUGAACGACUGAAAGCUUUUAACAUGUUUGUCAGGCUGUUUGUAGAUGAAAACUUGGACCGAAUGGUCCCAAUCUCUAAGCAGCCCAAAGAAAAGAUCCAGGCUAUCAUUGACUCAUGCAGGCGACAAUUCCCUGAGUAUCAAGAGCGUGCCAGAAAACGCAUACGUACUUACCUCAAGUCCUGCAGGCGGAUGAAAAGAAGUGGUUUUGAGAUGUCACGACCUAUUCCCUCACACCUUACUUCAGCAGUUGCAGAGAGUAUCCUGGCUUCCGCCUGUGAGAGUGAAAGCAGAAAUGCUGCAAAAAGGAUGCGGUUGGAUAGACAGCAGGAUGAGGCUGCUCCAGCUGACAAGCAGUACAAACAGGAGCCAGCCCAGGUCACUUACUCAACAUCAGCUGUUUCCAGCUCACAGGAGGUGUUGUACAUCAAUGGCAAUGGGACCUACAGUUACCAUAGUUACAGAGGGCUCGGAGGUGGGCUGCUAAAUCUCAACGAUGCUUCUAGCAGUGGUCCAACAGAUCUCAGUAUGAAGAGGCAGUUAGCAACCAGCUCUGGAUCCUCCAGUAGUUCCAGCUCUAGACCCCAGCUGAGUCCAACUGAAAUAAAUGCAGUGAGGCAGCUUGUGGCAGGGUAUCGAGAAUCAGCCGCAUUUUUAUUGCGUUCUGCAGAUGAACUGGAAAACCUUAUUUUGCAGCAGAACUGA